UCAAGCACGAAAGUUUUGCGCCCAAUCGCAGCAAUGGCGCAAAGCAAAGCGACGAAAAAGUUCGAGCAGCGUCAUCUCAAGGAUACCUUGGAACGUCGAAAAGGUUUCAAACAGACGAAGCAAAAGUUGCAAUUGAAGGCCAAGAAGAAAGCCCGACGCGCGGAAGAAAAUGGCCGAGAUGUCAAUGCCGACGAAGAUGACAAGGCGAGUGCUAAAGGCAAGCAAGAACAGGAGAAGCGCGCCUUCAAUGACAUGAGCGUCGAUGACUUCUUCCAAGGUGGAUUUGAGGUUCCCGAAUUGCCUAAAAAGAAAGGCAGCAAAAGGAAACGGCAUGCGGAAAACGACGAGGACUCGGAGUCUGACUCCGGUGAUGUUCCUUCGCAUGAGGCGCAGGGAGCUGACGAUGAAUCGGACUCCAAUUCCGAAGGCGAUCUUGAGGAGUUCAAGGAGCAAUUGAACGCGCUGGCUGAGAAAGACCCCGAGUUCCACAAAAUGCUCCAACAGGAUGAGCCAGAGGUCUUUGACGAUCUAGACGGUCUGCAACUCAGCGACGAUGAGCCGGAACCAAAGCGCAAGAGGCAGAAACAGGAUGACAGCGACGAGGAUGAGGAUAUGGACGACGGGCCUGGCGACAAAAACGAGCUUGGAAUGGCUACAUUACAGAAGUGGCGGACUUUGAUGAGUGAGCAGCACUCCAUGCGUGCAGCGAAAGAGGUGGUGAUCGCAUUCCGCUCUGCUGCUCAAGUUUCUACGUCCGACGCAGAGGACAAACCAUUCAAAUACUCUGUGUCUGACCCGGAGGUCUAUCACCAGCUGCUUCUCACAGCUCUCAAACAAGUUCCAAAGAUCUUCGAGCAUCAUCUUCCAGUACAGGAGACCAAGACCGGCAAAGUGCAUGUGCCGACAGAUUCAAAGAAAUUCAAGACGCUGGCGCCGCUGCUUCGCACUCAGAUUUCCGGACUGCUGCGAUUAUUAGAGAACCUUUCCGACGCCUCGACUCUUCGACUUACACUCUCAUCUCUACUCCCCUUACUUCCUUACCUGCUGUCUUUCAAAAAGCUAGUCCGUGAUGUCGCGAAAGCUGUCACCGAAGUAUGGGCCACUGGAUCCAAUACUGAGGCCACCCGAAUUGCUGCAUUCCUUGUGAUGCGCCGCCUGGUCGUGAUCGGUGAUGCUGGUAUUCGAGAGAAUGUUUUGAAAGCGACGUACCAAGCACUAGUCAAGAGCAGCCGCAAUACAACAGUCCACACGAUAUCCGGUGUCAACCUGAUGAAGAAUUCUGCCGCUGAGCUUUGGGGACUUGCAGGUGGUGAAGGCGGUGUUGCUUACACAACUGCCUUUGCAUUCAUACGCAGUCUUGCCAUGCAUCUCCGGAACAGCAUCACCAAUAAUUCGAACGAGAGCUAUAAGACAGUCUACAACUGGCAAUUUGUGCACAGCUUAGACUUCUGGAGUCGUGUCCUCGCUUUACAUGGCGCCGAGCCGGACACUCCGCUCAGACCUUUGAUCUAUCCUCUUGUCCAAGUUACACUUGGCGCACUGAGGUUGAUUCCGACGGCGACAUAUUUUCCACUACGCUUCCAGCUCACACGCUCGCUACUGCGAGUCAGUCUCUCAACAAGCACAUACAUACCUCUCGCGGCGCCAUUAUACGAAGUUCUAGCAAGUGCGGAGAUGAAGAAAGCUCCGAAGCCAAGUACCUUGAAGCCACUCGAUUUCAGUACGACCAUUCGUACGCCCAAAUCAUAUCUGCGCACCCGAACAUAUCAAGAUGGUGUGGCUGAACAAGUGCAGGAGCUGCUCUCUGAAUUCUUCGUGCUGUGGGCCAAGAAUAUCGCUUUCCCGGAGCUUGCUCUGCCAGUUGUGAUUAUCCUUCGGCGUUGGCUCAAGGACGCUAACCGUCGCGGCACCAUUAAAGGCGGCAACAAGAACCAGAAAGUGAAUACUGCGAUCCAGCUGCUGGUUCAAAAAGUCGAGGCCAACUCAACAUGGAUCGAGGAGAGGCGUGCGAAGGUCGAGUUCGCUCCCAAAAAUCGACGCGGUGUGGAAAACUUCCUGAACGAUGUCUCGUGGGAGAAAACGCCGCUUGGUGCGUAUGUUGUCGGGCAGCGGAAAACUCGAGCGGAGAAGGCGAAGGUUUUAGACGACAGUCGCAAGGAGGAAGAUCGACGACGCAACAAGGCCCAGAACGAGAAGAGCAGAACUGAGGUCUUCGAUGAUCAGGAUGAAGAGGACGAGGAUGACGAGGAUGAAGAUGACGAAGACGUUGAGGACGAGGAUGAGGAGGAUGAAGAUGAAGACUAAAUCCGGUUGGAAAUACUUCUUGCUUACCUCUCUUCACUUGCAAAAUUGUACGACUAUGCCUCGUAACCCGGUCAUCCCUCUGGGGCAGCCAAGGAGGCAAUUUUCGAUAGAACAGCAGAGCCGAGAAUUGAAUAAAGAAUUAAUUCAUCAAAGGAUUUGUUGUACAAUUCCAA
This is a messenger RNA of Dissoconium aciculare CBS 342.82, 2477 nucleotides long. Its product is annotated as Noc2-domain-containing protein. The transcript has a single exon. The coding region runs from base 34 to 2304 and encodes 756 amino acids. Gene Ontology annotation, cellular component: Noc1p-Noc2p complex; nucleoplasm; nucleolus. Gene Ontology annotation, biological process: ribosomal large subunit biogenesis. The record is from RefSeq and is a predicted model, not a curated record. NCBI's taxonomy places the organism in Eukaryota, Fungi, Ascomycota, Dothideomycetes, Mycosphaerellales, Dissoconiaceae.